This is a messenger RNA of Cladocopium goreaui, 612 nucleotides long. The record is from the annotation of a GenBank genome assembly. Lineage: Eukaryota; Dinophyceae; Suessiales; Symbiodiniaceae.
AUGGCAUUUUGCCAAUCGCAGCCUCACACAACCAGCGCUGCCCAUCAGCACCUCUCUCCAUGUGCCGUGCAACGAGUCGUCAUCCGGCUGCAACGGGCUGCUGCUACGGAGCCGCUUGCCUUGCAGCUUAAGGUAGUCUACGUGCUGAAUGAAUUGCUUUCAACCGUCAUAGCCUGCCACUACGAUGCCAGCAGUGGUGAAUUGCUCCCCACGGAUCCCGUCGAGACGGUGCCUGGCGCUGAGGGGCAAACCGAAGCGGCGGCCAUUCGCAUCUCAGGAGAUGGCAAGUUCUUGUACGUCUCCAAUCGUGGACAUGACUCCAUUACUGUGCUCAGGGUGCUGGAGGAUGGUCUCGUAGAACAUCUGGAGCCCGUGGCGCUGUGCAGCACGAGCGUUGACGAUGGGCGAAUGGUCGCCCAGUGGCCACCCAGGGAGUGCCCAAGAGAUUUCGCUCUUUGUUGCAAGGACCAGUAUCUCAUCGUGGGCAAUCAGAAUAGCGAUUCCCUGGUGGUCUUGGAGCGAAAUCCUGAGCUUGGAACCUUGAGCAAGAUAGGUGUUUCAGUCAGCUGCUCGGCGCCCGCCUGCAUCUUGCCCUUGUUCUGAGAAAAGGUG